Molecule: messenger RNA, 1989 nt
Organism: Sordaria macrospora k-hell
Lineage: Eukaryota; Fungi; Ascomycota; Sordariomycetes; Sordariales; Sordariaceae
Source: RefSeq, a predicted model, not a curated record
AUGCGUUACGACGACUGGGACGUGAUUCUGUUCCCUACAGGCAGAGAUGGCAAGAUCCCAAUCAAGGAGUUCAAAGUCCAGUGCCAUGUUGUUCCAGACCAGGAGCUUGCUCACAUGCACGGACAGGCUGGCUUGCCUGUCAUGACCUGCUUUAUCCCAAGCCUUCCGGCCGGCAGUCCAUUCCAGAUCUCGAUGCACGCCUGGAAAACUCCCGAUAUUAGCCUGUUUACCAAGACGUACAGCAGACAUACCGACUUUGUCAAGUUCGAGGCGCGCAUAUUCAUCGACGGUCGUUUAGUCGCUUCGACUGCCUUCGAUCGAAAGGUCAACGGUCCCCAUCUGAUCGCAGACACCUUUGACUACACCAAGACGGGCGAACGCGAACGCCUCAAGUUUCCUACCUUCCGCCGUGAGCUUCUCUACGAGAGCCACUGGAGUCCUGGCGAUGACCUUGGCCGCAUCAAAGUUCUCAUCAGCGAAGGCUUUCCACGCGACUCCCUGACGGUGCCCUUCGAGCGGGUCAAGAAUAUUGUCGCCUUUUCCUUCCAGCAUGCGCCUCUAGAACUUUUGGAGAACAACUCCAUUGCCUGGCCCAACCCAUCCAUGUGGCGUACCCCGACCUACAUCUCGAAUGUUCCCGUCCCAACAUAUCAUCCCAACGAUGGCAUCAACUCCCACACGCACUCCCCCCAGAGAGCAAAGAAAAGCAGUCAAAGUCCAGCAAGCUUCCCAACUCCGAUCAUGACCCACGGCGUAUUUCAGCCCCAACCGCCUACCACCAGCUACGGGGGCACACAGACUCUUCAGAUGCCCUACGCACCACGAGGAACCAACACUGGCUCUGGCUCGUCGCUUUCCUAUCCCGAUCCGUUCACCGAGCCUUCCUAUAUGAACUGGGUUGGCUCAAUGGGCAACAGUUCGUGGCAAUCUGGUAUGCGACGGGGCACCCAGCAGCAGAGUAGCGAUGAAACCAUGCCCGACUACGGCGAUGGCCACAAUCGCGACCAGCCCGAGGUUAUGCAUGUUUCUGGACAUAGCAUGGAUGACGAGCAUCCUACGAGCAUGAAGGUGCCAACGAAUACCCCGACAACACUUCCUCCUCGUACUGAAGAUAUGACUACAGGAGUCGAUUUCCCCUCCAUGUCUACCCAUAUGCCGUCCAUCCCCCCUGACAUGGCUUCCUGCUUGACCAACACUCUCUUGAACCAGCCGAUGCCGCUUCCGCUUCAGCCUCAUCAGAUACCUCUCCCGUCUUCGGAUUUCAAGUCACGUAAGGAGAACCGCUUCCUUACGAUCUCGGGUUCCAACCCUUCCUCAGCUUACUCGACCCCCUCUGCAGACCAUAGCGACGUUCGCAAGUUCUCACAGCCGGCUUACUCCCAGUGUCCCAUCGCAUCCAACUUGUCCCAAAUGGUCUCCUCCAUGGACGGCGCCGGAAGCUCAAGCGACUCUCCCAGUUUGCAAAGCAUGUUCUCGGUCGCAGAGAGCCAUCAGAAUAGUCCGAGACAGGCCGAAUUUGGGUCCAGCUCUAACAUGUAUGGCGGUCAUACUUCAUGUCCCAACCCUCCCGGCUUUCCUCCCGGUCUUACUUCUGGCUUACCUUCUGGCCUAUCUUCUGGCCUUCCUUCUGCUCCACCCUCCAGCCUUUCCUCCCAUUUGUCACCCUACCUGACCAUGAACUCGCCUACCAGCUUUUCUACAAAUCCCACUUCCAACCCGCCGCCCGGCCCCACCCCCUUUGCCAGUCGGACCGAGAGCUCUCUCAACGCUGGCCUUGGAAGCGGACAAGGCAACGUAAAUGACAAUCGAAAUGAUGCUGCCUCAGGGAGUGGAAACGGGAAUGGAAAUAUGAAGCGCGCUCGCAACUUCACACCCGCUUCUACCAAAGCUAUUGAUGAAGAGGACGAGCCACGCCGACCAAGCCCUCAUGUGAGAACUAGACACCUUGCUAAGGAAUGGGGGAUUGAGCAGAACAUGCUCGAGCUUUGA